AUGGGCCAACAGCAGUUGGCGCCGGCCCCUCCAGGCUGGAUGCUGACAUCAGCCAGCUGCCUGAAAGAUUGCGACACAUCAGAUUUUCAGGUUUGCCACUGCCUGAUUUAUCUCGCAUGCACAGCAGGCAAGGAAGAAUCGGAAUUGAAGGAGAGGCGAGGCAGCCUGGACAGCAUAGAGGAGCCCAUCACUCCUGGCAGGACAGAGAGGACAGGGGCAGGGAACGCCUCACAGCGUCCUGAGUCCCAGGCAGACAAGCAAGCAUUGUUCGACUCGCUGUACGAGGAGGCCAACAAGCUGCUGAAGAACCUGCACUUCCAGCGCCUGCUGCGGCACGCCCCGGCCAGCCCUGACAGAACAGAUGCGCGCAAGGAGGCCUCAUUCUGA
Molecule: messenger RNA, 387 nt
Organism: Coccomyxa subellipsoidea C-169
Lineage: Eukaryota; Viridiplantae; Chlorophyta; Trebouxiophyceae; Coccomyxaceae
Exons: 2
Coding region: 1-387 (128 amino acids)
Source: RefSeq, a predicted model, not a curated record